CCUGGAAAUGGUCCUGGAUUGAUCUUGAUACUCAUCACCAAACAACAACCACUACCACCUCAUCAAACUUCAACUGCAGCCUCUCCGCCACUAGGAUCACUCGAUAAACCCUAUAUAUCUAUCGCAUCCCACUCGAAUAACGUUUCCUCAUUCAAGAUGCCUAGCGUCACUAAGACAGGUAGCAAGUACGAUGCCAUCCCAGGUCCUCUGGGUCUGGCAUCUGCUUCUCUUGAGGGCAAAGUAGCUCUCGUCACCGGUGCUGGCCGUGGUAUCGGUCGCGAGAUGGCUCUCGAGCUCGGGCGUCGUGGCGCUAAGGUUAUCGUGAACUACGCCAACAGUUCCGAGUCGGCUGAAGAGGUGGUGCAGAUGAUUAAGAAGAGUGGGUCGGACGCGAGGGCCAUCAAGGCCAACGUGUCGGAUGUAGACCAAAUCGUGCGGCUGUUUGACCAGGGUGUCAAGGUCUGGGGUAAGCUCGACGUAGUCUGCUCUAACAGCGGUGUCGUUUCCUUCGGUCACGUCAAGGACGUCACGCCUGAGGAGUUCGACCGUGUCUUUGGCGUCAACACCCGUGGCCAAUUCUUCGUCGCCCGCGAGGCCUACAAGCACCUCGAGGUUGGCGGCCGCCUCAUCCUCAUGGGCAGCAUCACCGGCCAGGCUAAGGGUGUACCUAAGCACGCUAUCUACUCCGGCAGCAAGGGUGCCAUCGAGACCUUCGUCCGCUGCAUGGCCAUCGACUUCGGCGACAAGAAGAUCACCGUUAACGCCGUCGCGCCUGGUGGAAUCAAGACUGACAUGUACCACGCCGUGUGCCGAGAGUACAUCCCCAAUGGCGACAAGCUAGAAGAUGAAGCAGUUGAUGAGUACGCCGCGACAUGGUCGCCUCUUGGCCGUGUUGGUCUCCCCAUCGAUAUCGCCCGUGUUGUCUGCUUCCUCGCAUCUAACGACGGUGGAUGGGUCAAUGGCAAGGUCCUCGGAAUCGAUGGUCACGCUAUGAUGUAAAGGAAUUAUCUGCGGUAUUAAGUUCCAAGGUUGACGAGAUAAAUUGAACAGUGGGGGUUCUCUGUUAGUCCUACCUCGCAUUUGUAUAAGUAGUAGUAUGGUGCCGAGACAACCAACAGAAAUCGAAUUAUGGCACAUAGGCGCGGUUUGAAUCUAGAUAUCAGAUAGACCAUUAACGAAUAUCCAGGAAGUUAGUCGGUUUAUCUUUCAUGUUAGAAUAAGCGACAUUUCCGCAUUAGAAAUCACUAACAAAUCACGAUACCUUGCUUAUCUCA
This is a messenger RNA of Annulohypoxylon maeteangense, 1274 nucleotides long. Its product is annotated as NAD(P)-binding protein. The annotation marks the transcript as partial. Gene Ontology annotation, molecular function: oxidoreductase activity. The record is from RefSeq and is a predicted model, not a curated record. Lineage: Eukaryota; Fungi; Ascomycota; Sordariomycetes; Xylariales; Hypoxylaceae. The transcript is spliced from 3 exons.